Messenger RNA from Balearica regulorum gibbericeps (East African grey crowned-crane), 1006 nucleotides. The record is from RefSeq and is a predicted model, not a curated record. NCBI's taxonomy places the organism in Eukaryota, Metazoa, Chordata, Aves, Gruiformes, Gruidae.
GUGCAUGGAGGCUCUGGUUGUGUACUGCUGGUCGGGGAAGGAGGAGGAGCCCUACGUCACCAUAACCCGCAAGCGGCGGCUGCGGAAAGGCUAUGAGGUGGAGAUGGAGCAGGAGGUGGGCCACUCGGUGCGCCGGCUGGCCACGCACCGCAAUGCCUUCAAGCGCAUGGCGGUCAUCCAGGCCUUCCUGGGCUCCACACCGCAGCUCACCCUCCAGCUCUACAUCAGCGUCCUAGAGAAGUACGUCCCUGCCGCCCGAGCUGUCCUCAUGGGCAUCUGCCUGGUGUCGGUCACCUAUGGAGCGCUCGUCUGCAAUGUCCUGGCCAUCCAGGUCAAGUACGAUGACUACAAGGUCCAGCUGCGGCCCCUGGCCUUCCUCUGCAUUGUGCUGUGGCGCAGCCUGGAGAUCUCCACCCGCGUGGCCGUCCUUGUGCUCUUCAGCACUGUCUUCAAGCACUGGAUCAUCCCCAUCGCCCUGGCCAACCUCCUGGUGGUCUUCUUCUUGCCCUGGGUGCAGUUCUGGCGGAGCGGCACCAGCCUGCCCAACAACAUCGAGAAGAACUUCAGUCGGGUGGGCACAGUGGUGGUGCUCUGUGCCUUCACCCUCCUCUACGCCAGCAUCAACAUGUUCUGCUGGUCAGCCGUGCAGCUCAAUCUGGCCGACCGGGACCUCAUUGACAAGUCACAGAACUGGGGCCGCCUGGCCGUGUACUACGUGGCCCGGCUGGCAGAGAACACAGCCCUGGUCAUCCUCUGGUACUUCUUCAAGACAGAUGUCUACGAGAACAUCUGCACCCCGCUGCUGGUGGUGCAGCUGCUCCUCGGCUACUGCCUGGGCAUCUACUUCAUGCUCCUCUUCUUCCAGUACCUUCAUCCCUGCCGCCAGCUCUUCCAGCACAACGUCGCUGACUUCCUGCACUGUGUCUGCUGCCGCCGGCACCCGCUGGGGACCCCUCUGCAUCUUGAGGUGCCCCACGAGCCCGGUGUGAGGCACAGCAUUGUCUGA